This is a messenger RNA of Mesorhabditis belari, 453 nucleotides long. Lineage: Eukaryota; Metazoa; Nematoda; Chromadorea; Rhabditida; Rhabditidae. The record is from the annotation of a GenBank genome assembly.
AUGUCAAUUAACGCUGAUAACGCUGAUGAUAUAGCACAGAAAUUGGUGAACGAUCUGAUCGACAGUUGCACACUUCGUGAAUGUUUUGAGGUGCACCGACGUUUGGCAAUCAAUCGGGAAAUGGGAAUUCGACAAUUGUCCCCAAAACCGCACACACCAAAGAUCGCCACUUUCACGCCAAGCCGAGGAAAACAAAUUGAAUGUCAGUGCACAAAUUGCGGUCGGACAAUCGCCGUUACCUAUUAUGCGCCGCAUCUGGAGAAGUGCAUCGGAAUGGGAAGAAGGGCUGCUCGGCGAAAAGUGCAAUAUAACGAAAAAGCGAGCGAAUCCGCGCCCGGAAGUGUCCAAUCCCAAUUCGACGAAGAGGAAAUUGAGAUCCGAAGUGAAGAUGAAGAGGAUUGGGGAGCCGCGAAAAAGAAAAAGAAGCGCAGCAAGAACUCAAAGAAGAAGUUG